This is a messenger RNA of Nycticebus coucang (slow loris), 642 nucleotides long. Its product is annotated as small integral membrane protein 46-like. The coding region runs from base 346 to 498 and encodes 50 amino acids. The record is from RefSeq and is a predicted model, not a curated record. The transcript is spliced from 2 exons. Lineage: Eukaryota; Metazoa; Chordata; Mammalia; Primates; Lorisidae.
UGGUGCCAUCCUCGGGACAGUUCAGCACCCACCAACGCAGGCAGGGCCUGGCAUCCUGAGAUGAGUGAAGUCCCUAGAAAGGAAAGUUAGCUUCAGGGCCCCGCCUCAGGACACAUGAGACAGGCAGAGGGCACUCUUGGGAGAAUCUUCCCACCACCUCCUGCCAAGGAGGGCCUUUGCAGACCUUGGCCAGCAGGGAGCAGGUACCUUUAAAUGCUUCUGUGGCAACCAGCUCCUCCUCCCUGGUCCCCUGAGGCCUUUCCAAGGAAGCUGGCUUAGAGGCUCUGCGUUUUCCUGGUUCCCCAGCAAAGAGAAGAUUCCAGGGAGAGUCCGAGGCAGCCUGGGAUGGAUCUGGGGUCAGGCAGCCUCCAGGGUGGGCACUCAGAGAUCACCUUCCAGCUGUGGCUACAGUUGUUCCUCUGGGUCCACCUGGCCAUUCGUUUCCUGGGCUACCUGCGCCAAACCUUCUGGGGGCCUAAGCUUCAAGCAGCACCCUGAACCAAGGGCAGAAGGGCCCCAAAUCAUGCCCAUCCCACCCACUCCUUAUUCCACCCCCUGCUGGAAGAGGCAGGGAGCAGAGUGAAAGAAUUCUUAGCCAAAGCCAAAGAAGAUUUUCUUAAAAAAUGGGAAAAUCCCGCUCAG